GGCCCUCACCGGAGUAUAGCUCUCAUCCCGUCCAUAAAACGGCCAGCGCCGUGGCGUGAUGAUACGCAUCCGCUGCAAAGUGCAAAGCCAGCAGAGGAGAAAGCUUGGCUCAGCUUUGCACUUGUUGAGCCAUGGAGUUCAAGCACCUGUGCCUGGUGAGGUUCAAGGAGGGCGUGGUGGUGGAGGACAUCAUUGAGGAGCUCACCAAGCUCGCCGCGGAGCUCGACACCGUCAAAUUCUUCGGGUGGGGAAAGGACGUGCUGAACCAGGAGGCGCUGACGCAGGGCUUCACCCACGUCUUCUCCAUGAGCUUCGCCAGCGCCGAGGACCUGGCGGCGUACAUGGGCCACGAGAAGCACUCUGCGUUCGCCGCCACCUUCAUGGCCGUGCUCGACAAGGUGGUUGUCCUGGACUUCCCCUUCGUCGUCGCCAAGCCGGUGCCAUCGCCUGAGGCCGCUUGAAUGAUACACCCCACCCCAGUAUCUAUCUGUUACUACUUCCUCCGUCUAAAAAAGCUUGAAUGAUAUAUACACCCCACCCCACUGUCUAUCUGUUACUACUAAGCAAGUAUAAGCAUCUACCAUCGCCAGCAACUGUAAGGUGCCUACCUUUUCAGGUAAUACCACCAUCUAUCUAUCUGAAGGCUGCAGCUGUGAUGUACCUAAAGCCUCCUAUUUUUUUGCUUGCUUGUCCUGCUACCACGGCAUUAACCGGCCGUCUAGCCUGUAAAGCCACUGUAAGGUGUAACUCUAUUCCGUGCAUUCCCUUCGAAAGUUGCUUGGUUAUCACCCUUGAAUAAACAUCGGUGGUUUUGCUUUA
This is a messenger RNA of Triticum aestivum (bread wheat), 819 nucleotides long. RefSeq names its product stress-response A/B barrel domain-containing protein At5g22580. NCBI's taxonomy places the organism in Eukaryota, Viridiplantae, Streptophyta, Magnoliopsida, Poales, Poaceae. The coding region runs from base 132 to 461 and encodes 109 amino acids. The record is from RefSeq and is a predicted model, not a curated record. The transcript is spliced from 2 exons.